This is a messenger RNA of Trachemys scripta elegans, 2657 nucleotides long. RefSeq names its product tropomodulin 4 (gene TMOD4). The record is from RefSeq and is a predicted model, not a curated record. Gene Ontology annotation, cellular component: myofibril; striated muscle thin filament. Gene Ontology annotation, biological process: muscle contraction; myofibril assembly; pointed-end actin filament capping. Lineage: Eukaryota; Metazoa; Chordata; Testudines; Emydidae. Gene Ontology annotation, molecular function: tropomyosin binding. Bases 1497 to 2540 code for a protein of 347 amino acids. The transcript is spliced from 10 exons.
CUCGUGUGGCUUGGCCAGCCUGCAGGGCUCUGAUAAGUGUUGUCAGUAACACCCCUGGGAGAGCCAGAGCAGCGUGUUAUUCAGGCAGCAUCGCCAGCCCAGCUGCUUCAAUAAGGAGAGAAGGGAAAUAAAAGAACCCCCCAUUCCAAAGGCGAUUUCCUCAGUCGCCCUCCUUGCCCGAGCCCAUCCGAUUUCCUGCCUGUAUCCACCGCCAGCUUGAUCCCUGCCCCCUCUCUACUCCACUCUGGUUUUAAAUGUCUCGGGCUCUGGGGAUGCCGCGCCUUGGGGGAUGAGUCUGCUGCACCGGAGAGCUUGUUAACAAGCCAUUCCUGAGCUUCAGCUUAAAUUUCUCUCUCUCGCUCCUAGUUACUCCCCAAGCAAUUCUUCCUCCUUGCAGCUGGCUAUCGUCGUCCCCGCCCCAUCCCCUGCCCCCAGGGUACAGCUUAGUUCUGCCUGUCUAGCGUCUUAGCCAGCCCCGUCCCCAAAGUAGCUGAAUGCUUUGCCUAUGGUCGUGUAUUGACCCUCCCAGGGAUUUAGCAUUAUCCCCAUUUUACAGAUAGGGAAACUGAGGCACAAGGUCUCACACUAACAUGGGGAGUCAGAGCUGGGAAUUGAAUCCAGAUCUCGAGGGUCCCAGUCCAAGGCCUUAACUGCAAGCUCAUCCUUUUCUUACCCCACACCUCCAUUAAGCUGUCCUCAUAAAUCAGCCCCUCACCUCCCUUCUGUUUCUCUUCUCUAAUUCAGUUUAAUAGAUUACAGGCCAGAAGGGACCUUUUUUAGGGGUACUACGGUACCAGCUGGGAGGGGCAGUCAUGGACCAGGACCCCAUCGUGCUGGGUGCUGCAUGUUAUUUAUUAGGUGUAUUAUGGUAGCAGCUGGGACGCCCAGGCACGGACCAGCAGUCCACUGUGUUCGGUGUGGUACGGGCACAUCAAAGAGACGAUCGCUGCCCCACAGAGCUCUGUCUCAUCCCCUCGUCUGAUCCAGGCCGUGUCUGAUCCCGAGCUAAAGCCAGGAUUCCCAGUGCGGUCGCGUGGGAUCUGGAGUGAGAGGGGUCCUGUCUUCUCAGCUCUGCCAGGAUGCCUGUGUGGCUGGCUCUGAUCGGCAGGAGCCCUUCCUGCUGCUAAGGCCUCAUCUCAUGCCCUCCCCACCUGCAAAGCAAAACGGGCAACCCAGAGCUGCCCCCUUCAAGUGGCAAUUCUGGCAUUUGACCACUGGGGGUCUGCAGGGCUCUGGGAAAACCGGCUGGGCAGUUGGAGUGAUUGAUAACCAGCCUGUCUAUGUGAUCUCGCUCCCCCACCCUCCCCUUUGCCCGGCUGGAGCUAAAAUAAUAAAAUGCUGAUCUCACACACUUCGCUGGCGGUAUCCCUUGCCUCAGCACUGCGCUGCUGCUGCUACUUUCGCCCAGCCUGGAAAGGCAGCGUCCUGGACUGCCAGGGGAAGGCUAAGUCUCUGCUUGGUUGCUGCGGAGGGGUUGCCUCCGACGCUGCUGAACCAUGACGUCCUACCGGAUGGAGCUGGAGAAGUACCGGGACAUCGACGAGGAGAAGCUCCUGAGGGAACUUUCCCCCGAGGAGCUGGACCAGCUCGACCUAGAGCUGCAGGAGAUGGAUCCCGAGAACAUGAUGCUCCCAGCCGGGAUGCGCCAGCGAGACCAGACCAAGAAGAGCCCGACGGGGCCGCUGGACCGGGACGCCCUCAUGCAGCACCUGGAGAAGCAGGCGCUGGAGACAAAGGAGCGUGAGGACCUGGUGCCAUUCACCGGCGAGAAGAGAGGGAAACCCUUUAUCCCAAAGAACCCCCAGCGGGAGAUCCCCAAGGAGGAGCAGAUCACUCUGGAACCCGAGCUGGAGGAAGCCCUGGCCAACGCCACUGAUGCAGAGAUGUGCGACAUUGCAGCCAUUCUGGGGAUGUACACCCUGAUGAGCAACAAGCAGUACUACGAAGCCAUCUGCAGCGGCAACAUCACCAGCACCGAAGGCAUCAACAGCGUGGUAAAGCCGGAUAGGUACAAACCAGUCCCAGACGAGCCGCCGAACCCCACCAACGUGGAGGAGACCCUCAAAAAAAUCCAGAGCAAUGACAAGGACCUGGAGGAGGUCAACCUGAACAAUAUCAAGGACAUUCCCAUCCCAAAACUGAAGGAAAUCUGUGAAGCCAUGAAAACCAACACCCACGUGAAGAAGCUGAGCUUGGUGGCGACUCGGAGCAAUGACCCCGUGGCCAAGGCUGUGGCUGAGAUGCUGAAGGAGAACAAGACUCUUGAGAGCCUCAACAUCGAAUCCAAUUUCAUCACCAGUGCUGGGAUGAUGGCUGUCAUCAAGGGCGUGCAGCAGAACACCGCGCUGGCCGAGCUCAAGGUGGACAACCAGUCUCAGCGGCUGGGGGACUCGGUGGAGAUGGAGAUGGCCGCCAUGCUGGAGAAGUGCCCCUCCAUCAUCCGCUUCGGGUACCACUUCACGCAGCAGGGACCAAGGGCCAGAGCCUCCAUUGCCAUCAGCAAGAACAACGAGCUCCGUCGCAAGCAGAGGAAGACAUAAUGCCCGGCGCCGCCGCAAGCCAGCCCGUGUCUUUAACGCCUCUCCGUGCCUCGAAGCCAUGGUGCCCCGCGGCCAGGGCGCUGCCUCCAGCGCAAAGCAAAGCGGAGCUUUUUGUUC